This is a messenger RNA of Medicago truncatula (barrel medic), 2012 nucleotides long. RefSeq names its product probable pectinesterase/pectinesterase inhibitor 47. The coding region runs from base 76 to 1809 and encodes 577 amino acids. Gene Ontology annotation, molecular function: pectinesterase activity; enzyme inhibitor activity. Gene Ontology annotation, biological process: cell wall modification. NCBI's taxonomy places the organism in Eukaryota, Viridiplantae, Streptophyta, Magnoliopsida, Fabales, Fabaceae. The record is from RefSeq and is a predicted model, not a curated record. The transcript is spliced from 3 exons.
CCAUUAUUCCUAAACACAUCCCACAAGCAAAAUAACACAUACUCAAACCACCUUUCAUUAAACUUCCAAAAAAACAUGUCACCUUCACUUUCCCUUCUCCUUUUCAUCCUCUUAGCACCCUUAUUACUCCUAGCUCAAUCUCCUCCACCUUCUCCUUCUCCUCCUCCUCCUUCAUCUUCUUCUGCCGCGUGCAAAACGACAUUGUAUCCGAAACUAUGUCGCUCAAUGCUAUCCGCAAUUCGUUCAUCACCAUCAGAUCCAUAUAACUAUGGAAAAUUCUCCAUAAAGCAAAACCUAAAAGUAGCAAGAAAACUAGAAAAAGUGUUCAUAGAUUUCCUCAAUCGCCACCAAUCAUCUUCAUCAUUAAACCAUGAAGAAGUUGGUGCAUUAGUUGAUUGCAAAGACCUUAACUCACUAAAUGUAGAUUACUUAGAAUCCAUUUCUGAUGAACUAAAAUCAGCUAGUUCUUCUUCUUCAUCAUCAGAUACAGAACUAGUUGAUAAAAUUGAAAGCUAUCUAAGUGCUGUAGCUACUAACCAUUACACUUGCUAUGAUGGUUUGGUUGUGACAAAAAGUAACAUUGCUAAUGCUCUUGCUGUUCCAUUGAAAGAUGCUACACAAUUUUACAGUGUUUCACUUGGAUUGGUUACUGAGGCUUUGAGUAAAAAUAUGAAAAGGAAUAAGACACGCAAACAUGGUCUUCCUAAUAAGUCCUUCAAAGUUAGGCAACCACUUGAGAAGUUAAUCAAGCUUCUCCGCACAAAAUAUAGUUGCCAAAAAACAUCCUCAAAUUGUACAAGCACAAGAACAGAAAGGAUUCUUAAAGAAAGUGAAAGCCAUGGAAUUCUACUAAAUGACUUUGUACUUGUGAGUCCUUAUGGGAUAGCCAACCACACUUCCAUUGGAGAUGCUAUUGCUGCUGCACCAAAUAACACAAAACCAGAAGAUGGUUAUUACCUUAUCUAUGUUAGAGAAGGAUACUAUGAGGAAUAUGUUAUUGUUCCUAAACACAAGAAUAAUAUCCUUUUAGUUGGAGAUGGUAUUAAUAACACAAUCAUUACAGGGAACCAUAGUGUCAUUGAUGGUUGGACAACUUUCAAUUCUUCCACAUUUGCUGUUUCUGGAGAAAGAUUUAUAGCAGUAGACAUUACAUUCAGAAACACAGCUGGACCUGAAAAACACCAAGCAGUAGCAGUGAGAAACAACGCCGACCUCUCAACAUUCUACAGAUGCAGUUUCGAGGGAUAUCAAGACACGCUCUAUGUCCACUCUUUAAGACAAUUCUACAGAGAUUGCAAAAUCUAUGGCACCGUCGACUUCAUUUUCGGCAACGCAGCUGUAGUUUUCCAAAAUUGUAACAUCUAUGCUAGAAAACCAUUGCCAAAUCAGAAAAAUGCUGUCACAGCUCAAGGUAGAACUGAUCCAAAUCAAAACACUGGAAUUUCAAUCCAAAAUUGCACGAUCGAUGCGGCACAAGAUUUGGCUAAUGACUUAAAUUCAACAAUGAGUUACUUAGGUAGACCAUGGAAGAUUUAUUCAAGAACAGUUUAUAUGCAAUCAUAUAUCGGCGAUUUUGUUCAACCUUCUGGUUGGUUAGAGUGGAAUGGAACAGUUGGAUUAGACACUAUUUUCUAUGGUGAAUUUAAUAACUAUGGACCUGGUUCUGUAACUAACAAUAGGGUACAAUGGCCUGGUCAUUUUCUUUUGAAUGAUACUCAAGCUUGGAAUUUUACAGUACUUAACUUUACUUUGGGAAAUACUUGGCUUCCUGAUACAGAUAUACCUUACACUGAAGGAUUACUCAACUAGAUAUAGGUAGUAAAAGUUUGUAUUGAAAAUAUAAUUUUUGUUCAUUUUUAUUAUGUUAGAUGUAAUGUUACUAUAUGAUUUUUAUCUUAAAGAGCAACAUCCAAAAGGGAUAACAAUCUUAGAUCAUAAUGAAAAUUUGUACAAGUUCUUAGAAACAAUGUAUUUCAAUGCAAUUAAAGUUUGUUCCACAAUUAUAGUUGCAA